This is a messenger RNA of Fonsecaea multimorphosa CBS 102226, 5526 nucleotides long. RefSeq lists its product as uncharacterized. NCBI's taxonomy places the organism in Eukaryota, Fungi, Ascomycota, Eurotiomycetes, Chaetothyriales, Herpotrichiellaceae. The record is from RefSeq and is a predicted model, not a curated record. Gene Ontology annotation, molecular function: catalytic activity; phosphatidylinositol binding. Bases 1 to 5526 code for a protein of 1841 amino acids. The transcript has a single exon. Gene Ontology annotation, biological process: cell motility.
AUGGCAGAAACAGAUGAGACGAAGCAACACCCCGUGGCUCUCGGGGCGGCGACUGAUCAGGAAAGACUGUCAGCGAGAGGCGCGCAAUUACAACCAGCAUUUCAGCCAGCCUUCAAAGCCACUGGAGAACCGGGUCCUGCACUCCUGUCUAACAGCCGCUCGACAAACACCUCCGCUGGCGGUCCGACGCCUUCGGGCUCGACCCCACGAGAUGCCUCGCCUGACAAGCUCACUCCCUUCUCCACGACAUCCAGGGCAUCGAGUGCCCUGAAAAAGACGUACGGCUCGGGAUCAAACCUCGCCCGAAGCGCGACGAAUGAACACUCGGUCAGCGGAAGAGAACCCGCUGAUCUGGAGAAUGCGGUGCAAAGUAACGGGACACCAACAGUGGGCAGAAAGAGUGUGCAAUUUUCUCGAGAUACCCAAGAGAUCAGUCCCCAUAGUAAUGGCCACACCACGCCUCCAGCUGGCCGAGCCGAUGGUUCAGAGCAGGACAAACCCCACUCACUAUAUGCCAGGUUAAGGGCAUUGGCUAUACCUCAGGGAUAUUCGUUCAGUCAUGCUCGGUCUCCCAGUGGUUUGUCCGCCAGUGGACGCUCUGUGGAGGGCAAAGAUGUCGACAACCAACCUUCUACUCAAUCUGGCCGCAAUGAGAUUGGGCUUGCUGCUACCUUGGAGGAGGAUAGCGGUGCUGAAGCCGACGCCGACGCAGAAGAGAGUAGUGCUGCAGAGAACAGCACGUCUCAGUGGGCAAGUCGAAAACGGCGGCGGAAAAUACAACGUUUCGACGACAUUGAGACCGCGCCAUCAUCUCCCCACAGCCUCAUGCGCCCAGGCUUUGCAAGUGCUCCCAUCAACUCUGAUACGGACAUUGAAAGACCCCGUGCACUAGUCAGAAGGGCCACCGAUACCGACAUGAUUAAUAGCCCCCAGGGCGUCUCUGAGGACGAAGGGCGCAAGCAACUCACGAACGGCACUGGUUGGACGCCUCGUCAUCCUCUCCGGGGUUUAAGCUAUGGUGGUCAGAGAAAGCCAGGUGAUACUACACCGGAAGGCCCGAGACGACCGCUGACCCUGUUGAAUUUUGCCAAUAUCACUUCCUCCCGAGAAGCUGGGUCCAGCGAAGCGCAAACUCCGAAGACACCAUCUCGCCGAAAGCAGCUGGCCGAACGGAGCUCAACCCUGAGCGCCGCCAAAUGGAGGCAACUCAAGAACACUUUGAAAACGUUCGGUCAGGGCAGGAAAAAGCCGCCCACUCCCGAGAUCCAAAGAUCUGCCGCCCUUCUCGCUGAACUGGCUGCCGGAGCUCCUGCGGCUUUGAUGCUUGCCAGUAUGUUCCAGCGCGACGAGCACAAUCACAGAAGGGUACCAGUGCUUUUGGAACAGCUCAAAGUGCAAGUCACGGACAGUGAAGUCGAUCAACACAAAAGUAAGGAUGACAAAGCUAUCAAGGAGACCGACGAAGACAAAGUCCUACGACAUCUGAUCUUCAAGAUCGAAUGCGAAUAUGGUAAUGGAGCCAACCGGAUGAAAUGGGUGAUUAAACGAUCCCUUGGAGAUUUCUCCAAGAUGCAUAUUAGGUAUAAAACCGCAUACAACGCUGGGAGACUUAGAUUGAAAAGCGAUGGGCGAAAGAAAAUGCCAAAGUUUCCUUUGGAGGUGUUUCCAUAUCUGAAAUCUCUACGCUUGUUUGCCGAUGAAGGCGACGACGAAGAGGCGGACGCGUGUGACGAUACCGACCCUGGUACGGCAACAGACACCGAACGGCCAACUCCUCGAAGCCAGACUCGAUCUGCAAUCACACCAAAACGACGGAAAUCAAGCGUGGCAGGGUUCAACGAUCCUGUAACUCCUGGGAGCACACGCCGAGAGAUGUUUGCCGAGCGCCAGCGUAAGACUCUGGAAAAAUAUCUGCAAGCGAUGAUACAGUUUAUGCUGUUUCGUCCAGAGAGCAAUCGCCUGUGUAGAUUCCUGGAGAUAUCGGCUCUUGGUGUGCGUCUUGCUGCAGAGGGUAGCGAACAUGGCAAAGAAGGGCUUUUGCUCAUCCGGUCGGCCAAAGGCCUCGAUUUCAGAGCGUUGAAUGCGCUCGAGUUUAAGAAACGGCAUACACCAAAGUGGUUCCUUGUCAGGCACAGUUAUGUUGUGUGCGUGGAUUCGGCAGAGCAAAUGCAUAUUUAUGAUGUGUUUUUGUUUGAUUCAGACUUCAAGAUACAGUCCCGCAGGUCGCGCAAGAGCGAUCAGAGAAGUGCGAAGGAGCUGGCGGAGGCAGCAAAGGAAUCUGCUAAACAUCCGCAACACCACCGUCUCAAAUUGGUCAACUCGGAAAGAAAGUUGAAACUCAUCUCUAACAACGAACGCCAGUUGCAACAGUUCGAGGAGUCCAUAAGAGAAAUGGUUGCGGGAUCACCCUGGGCAAAGAUCAACAGAUUCGAGAGCUUCGCUCCGGUGAGGCCCAAUUGCUUUGCUCAGUGGCUUGUUGACGGCAGAGACCACAUGUGGGUAGUGUCUCGCGCCUUGAAUCAAGCCAAAGAUGUUAUCUAUAUCCACGACUGGUGGCUGAGCCCCGAGCUGUACAUGAGGCGGCCUCCUGCCAUCAGUCAGAAAUGGCGUCUUGAUCGAUUGCUGAAGAGGAAAGCCGAAGAGGGGGUCAAGAUUUUUGUCAUCGUUUAUCGCAACAUCGACGCGGCUAUUCCGAUUGACUCCCAGUACACCAAAUUCUCCCUCCUGGACCUGCACCCGAAUAUAUUUGUCCAAAGAUCACCCAAUCAAUUUCGACAAAACACCUUCUUCUGGGCGCAUCAUGAAAAAAUUUGUAUCGUUGAUCACACUGUGGCCUUUGUCGGAGGCAUUGACUUGUGCUUUGGCAGGUGGGAUACUCCUCAACACACGCUGGUGGAUGACAAGCCCACUGGCUUUGAGCCAAGCGACGAGCCCAAGGAUGCAGACCAUUGCCAACUGUGGCCAGGCAAGGACUACUCUAAUCCACGGAUACAAGACUUCUAUGCGCUUAACAAGCCAUAUGAAGAGAUGUACGACCGUUCGAGGGUAGCCAGAAUGCCGUGGCAUGACAUUUCGAUGCAGGUUGUGGGGCAGCCAGCCCGCGACCUGACGAGACAUUUUGUCCAGAGGUGGAACUACAUCCUACGGCAACGCAAACCAACACGCCCUACGCCGUUUUUGCUCCCUCCUCCAGACUUUAACCCAGCCGACUUGGAAGCGCUUGGUCUCGAUGGAACAUGUGAAGUCCAGAUUUGUCGCUCCGCUGGACCUUGGUCACUGGGCACUCCCGACAAGACGGAGCACAGCAUCAUGAACGCCUAUAUCAAGCUGAUUGAAGAAUCCGAGCAUUUCGUCUAUAUUGAAAACCAAUUUUUCAUCUCCAGCUGCGAGACGGAAGGUGCCACGGUACACAACAAGAUCGGUGACGCUCUUGUGGAACGGAUCACUCGUGCAAGCAAGCACCAGGAGGCUUGGAAAGCAGUGGUCAUCAUUCCAUUGAUUCCUGGUUUCCAGAAUACGGUCGAGGAAGAAGGUGGGACCAGCGUGCGGUUGAUCAUGCAGUAUCAAUAUCGCAGUAUUUGCCGCGGAGAAUCUUCCAUAUUCGGUCGGUUGAAGGCAGUGGGCAUUGAUCCUGAAGAAUAUAUCCAGUUCUACAGUCUUCGUCAGUGGGGCAGAAUUGGCCCACGCAAGACGCUCGUGACCGAACAACUCUACAUCCAUGCCAAAUGUAUGGUGGUCGAUGACAGAGUUGCAUUGAUUGGAUCCGCGAACAUCAACGAACGAUCAAUGCUGGGAAAUCGCGAUUCCGAAUGUGCGGCUAUUGUGCGCGAUACCGAUAUGGUCUGGUCGUGGAUGAACGGCAAACCUUAUCAGGUUGGUCGUUUCCCGCACACGCUCCGCAUGCGCCUGAUGCGCGAACAUCUCGGCCUGGAUGUUGACAAGAUCAUGGAAGAUGCCCAAGUGAUGGAAGCAGAACACAACAAAAUGCGAUCCUCGGGAAAGUCGGUCCGGUCAGAAUCCCCAGAUGACGCAUUCGGAAGCCCACUCUCAGAAGCGGGUGAUGUGCUAAGCCCACUACAAGGGCAAGAUACAGAACUGCAUGAAGAAUUGCUUCAACGCACCGAGGAGUUCAGGAGUUUCAACCAUGAUGUAGACUGGGAACAACAGGGCAAUCCCAACCUCAAAUCGAAGAGAGCGGGCGUGACUCAAGACCCGCGCGUUACUGGCGAUCCCCACCACAAGGAAGAUGUCGAAGGGCACGGAUAUGACAGGAUGGCAGAGAUUGCAGCGGAAGGACUGGGAGAUGGACGAGACAGCACGCUUGUCAAGGGAACAAAGGAGGUUUUGCUCUCAAUGAUUGAUCCUGAGGGCAAGGCCGCCUUGGAAGAACCACGAAAACAUGGUGAACAGCUUCGGAUGCCAUCGUAUGUGGUCAAAAUGGAGACACCAAACCCCCCACUGCCUCCGAAGCCGGGUUUGCGCCGAAUGGAUACAGUGCAGCUCGGCUUACCUAUGUUGUCGCAGCUGCCUCCUCUACCCGCAGGAGACGACUCGGACAUAGGAGGUCCUACACUUGUCAAAGUCAGUUCCAAGGACUCGAUGGGCCCUCGUCACCCGCUGAUGGAUGAGCUGCGACGGCCGCUGGUUGAUCGGGAUUCCAUGACGGAUCCGAUCCACGACGCUUUCCUUUACGACACUUGGCAUGCGGUGGCCGAGAAUAACACCAAGAUAUACCGCACAGUGUUCCGGUGCAUGCCGGAUAAUCAAGUGCGUAACUGGGACGAAUAUCAUCAGUACGUGGCAUAUGAGCAAAGAUUCAACCAAUUGCAAGGCAAUGACCUUCCUAAGGAGGACAAGGUCUCUGAUCCUUCUCGCGCUGGAUCUGUCGCUAAAAGCGGUCCUCCAGGAGCCGGGUCUCGACAUCCGGCGGCAGAAAUCAAAGCCGUGACUCAUGUUCCCACCGACAUUGAAAAGGCCACCGCCGAUGUGAAGGAGAAAAUAAAGAACGUCCUUGGAGAAAAGUCGGCGCACUCUCAUGAGGACGCUGAAAAGGCGAAACUUCGGCGCUGGGCUGCGGAGACCAAUCAAGCACAGGCUGAAAGGCUCGGGAUGCCCACCCUACAUCGGCAGGAAACCUUGACGGAGGAAAAGUCCGGACUGCAGACUGUUCCCGAAGGCCAGACCAUCGUUGACGAGGGCAGCGGAACCGGUGAAGAUGAUGAUUUCAGCACCGAGCGACCCAUCAGCAGUCUGAGCUCAACGGCGGCGGAAAAGGAGAAAUCGGCAUCCAACGGCACUCCAUCAACCGCAAACGGCCACUUUGUUGGGUAUUCGGACGCAGUGAACCAGAACGCAGCUCAAUCCACAGCCAACAUUGCUGGAAGUGGCCGUCGUCGCAGAAGAGCUACCACUAGGUCUAGUAGACGUGACUUUAGCGCGAGCGACGACAUCCUGACUAUUGAAGAGGCGGAAGAGCUGUUGGGCUGUGUCCAGGGACAUCUUGUCGUCUGGCCUUAUGAUUGGUAA